Messenger RNA from Oreochromis aureus, 3306 nucleotides. RefSeq names its product interleukin 22 receptor, alpha 2 (gene il22ra2). Gene Ontology annotation, molecular function: protein binding. The transcript is spliced from 6 exons. NCBI's taxonomy places the organism in Eukaryota, Metazoa, Chordata, Actinopteri, Cichliformes, Cichlidae. The coding region runs from base 1911 to 2570 and encodes 219 amino acids. The record is from RefSeq and is a predicted model, not a curated record.
UGAACAACAGGGAACCAAAAAAGGCCUUAGCAGGAGUAACCUACAUCCUGUGCGAAUCUGGGUUACGGAAGGCGUUUCCAUAUUGAGACUGAUAAUAAUGGGAAAUGCACCAUUUCCCAUUAUUAUAUUAUCACAAUGCAUUUCAUUAUACAGAACUGUGCAAAAGUAGUGGGUUAACCCAAUCCUUCUAAAGAGCCAGAGUUUCUGUAUUUAAAAAAAAAAAGAAAGUGAUCUUGAGCAAUAGAUUACUUAAGUUCUCCAGUCUUUCUAAAUUACCAUCUCUGUUUUUGUUUUGAUAUUGGCUGCUUUUUCAUUCAUUUUUAGAUGAGGUGGGCAUCACCAGACACCCCACAUUAUUAUUAUCACAAUAUUUCACUCACAAUAUGAAAUUAAUGUGACUUUUAACAAUUUCCAAUAUGCUGGCCAAGUUUCCUGUUCUACAGAAAUGUAACCAGAAUGCAACCAACAGCCAGCCAGUUGAGUUCAGUCCCCUCAAGUUGUGCUUAUUGACAAAGAUGGCAACAUGUUAGAAAACUGUCUGCAUUUAGAAAAUAAAUUGUAUUUAUUUGCAAACCUUCAACAAUCUCCCUGCAAGUGAUUUUAGGCAAUCCAAGGCAGACAGCGACUUCUUUUGGAAAGUUCACCUCUUAUCAGGCAAACAGUUGAAUGGCUUUGGAACACCCUCAACCAUUUAGUCACCACAAUCUGUCACAGAAUGUGAAGAAACUCAAUACAGUCACCACGCAGCCACUUGUUCUAGAUGCAAUGAGGUUGCUGUCCUAUUUUUGCUGGGGUGUCGAAGCCAUUAGCUUGCUCUGAAUUAGGAGGUAGAUUUGUCAAGUGUGUUGGAUGGGUUUGUUUUUUUUCGUUGAGCCGAUUUAACGUAAGUUUCCUUAGCUAAUGUUAUCUCAGGAGUAGUAUUCCCAGAGUAUUUUAAUUUAUUUAAUAAAAUAUCAAUAUUUGGUGUCCUUGUAUUGACACAAUUUUGCCACACAAAAUAUUGCAAUUUUAAAUUGUGUUGAUUAUUUUCACCCGAUUUUUUAUUUCCAAAUUUUAGCCCAGUCCUUGAACCUGACCAAACUUAGCAAAUAGCCAGUUUUAAAUCAGAGCCUUCUACAUUUUGUUAUUGGCAGCAUAUCGCAAAAGCACACAAUCUGAGUUCUUUAGUCAAUAUACAAAAAUGCCAAAGAUAACAGUUUGGUAGGCAUAAAGUGGUAUUUUCCGCCAACAAAGUGAUUUGUAAAGAGCUAUUAGGUGAAAACUUGGUACAUCUCCACACCAUGUGCAGUCUGUCCCUAAAAAAAAAGUGCUGAAAAAGAACUUGCACUGCUAAAAAAUGGAAUAAUGAACACAGAAAGGUGCCAUCAGAUUGUGGUACCAACAAUACAUCGCAAGCAUCAGAUUGGAGACAGCUUGAUUUUUAAGCACGACAAAAAUCCCAAACACACUGCCAAUGCAUUAAAAGCAGUUUAAAAGGACUUUCAGUAAACCCAUUUUCCUAGCAGAAUACAAAGAAUGAGGGGGGACUCAAGUAUUCUCAGGUUUACUGCUAUUGUAAGAGCUUUGUGUCUUUUGUGUUUUAAAAUUGACUCAGGAAUGACCCAGCAAAGUCAUGAUAUUCAAUACUAUAGCACGCAUUAGGGUGGCACACAGGUAAUGUGAUCUGGAACUUUUUUGUCAUGGAUCCUUUUGUACAAUUUGUACUUCUGUACAAAACACAGGGGGAAAAAAAACACAUCUUACAUCAAAUAAGUAACUCGAUAUCCUAUAUCUGUGUCCAAAAUGCCAUAUAAGGAACGUUAGGGGAAGUUGAUGGCACGUUAAAGGCAGGGGUGUUUCCAACAGCACCAGUCCAGUGUGGCUUGUUGUGAACCUUUGCAUGCUGGUCAUCCACAAACCACAUAAACACCAUGACUUCUCUCCUGCUUGGAGCAGCGCUGCUGGGCAACUUGGGCAUCUGUGUCACAGCACAAGCCAUACUCCCUCGACCCACCCAGGUGAGGUUCGACUCAGUAGACUAUAAAAACAUCCUGAACUGGACUCCACCCACCACGAACUCUUCUCUGCAGUACAACGUCCAGUGGAAGAUUUAUGGCGAGCCUGAGUGGAUCGAUGUGCCAGACUGUCAGAGGAUCCGGAAGCACCACUGUGACCUCAGCGAAGUGACCUCUGAGCCCAGAGAGUGGUACUACGCCAGAGUUGGUGCUGUGUCUGUGGCCACCAGCAGCAAAUCAGCCUGGGCCCUCUCCCCCAGAUUCAGCCCACGGUGGGACACCAAAAUCAGCCCCCCUCUGCUGAGACUGAAUGUAACCGAACAACCAGCCAUUGUGGUCCGAGUGAAGCCCCCCCGAGAGCUGGUCCGGAAGCUGCACAGCAAUUUGUACUACAAGAUCUACUUAAUACACCCCAGUGGAGAAGAAGAGGUGUUUGACAUGAAGUGCUGUUCUCACAAGCUGACUCUGAAGGGCCUGAAUCACAGAGAAGAAUACUGCCUCCAAGCUCAGAUCGUCCUCCCUCUGCAGGGCAAGAACAGCGCCCGCAGCUCUCUGAAAUGCGUCACUACCCUCUGACAACACAGCGUCGGCCAUCCCUUCAGCUUUAAAUCUCCAUCGCUACCUCGACGGCCACAGCCACUCACAUCCAUGCCGGUAAAAGUGAUGCACUUUAUUGUAUAAAACAUUAAAGGUCUCAUAUGAAGGCAAACUUUCACCUUCACCGGAAGAGGAUUGCUUUUGUUUUUUUAAACUUAAGAGUAUUUUUUUAAAAUUUUUUCUAUUCAUGGCAAAAUAUUCUGAACUCAAGAGCCACCCGGUAGAUUCAUCUACUGAUCGCAGCAGUUUUUUUUAUCUAACGGGCAGUCAAAAGUGGUGACAGGCAGCUUUUCCUCUCCAUAAAUCAUUAAAAAAACAAAAAAAAUGCAAUCUGGUGUGCUCAUUCACACGUGGUCAAGAUAUAAUAUUUUCAACUUAUGUCUGUUUCCUCAUUCCUCUCGCAUGCAGGAUCAGCGAAUGCUGCUUUAACGUCUUUAAGAGAGCUUUUUGUAAAGAAAAAACUGCUAAAAGAAAACUAUGAGAAUGUACUGUGCCAAAUGUAUCACACUACAAAUAAAAUCCACUGUUGAAAUUGACCUCUGUCCUGUAAGUUCGACCCUUCGACCCUUUUUGUACAAACAGUAAAGCUGGUGGUGUUUUCGCAGUUUUCUUAUUGUCUUCUCCUCUUUGUAUUUUAUUUCCUACAAAUGUAUAGUGUUACGCCUAUUUGUGCAGUCAUGAAUAUAUAGUUGUUUUUUUAUUAAAGCUCAGUAAU